Otolemur garnettii (small-eared galago) is the source of this 1248-nucleotide messenger RNA. RefSeq names its product doublesex and mab-3 related transcription factor 1 (gene DMRT1). Bases 133 to 1248 code for a protein of 371 amino acids. Gene Ontology annotation, molecular function: RNA polymerase II cis-regulatory region sequence-specific DNA binding; DNA-binding transcription factor activity, RNA polymerase II-specific. Lineage: Eukaryota; Metazoa; Chordata; Mammalia; Primates; Galagidae. Gene Ontology annotation, biological process: regulation of transcription by RNA polymerase II; sex differentiation. Gene Ontology annotation, cellular component: nucleus. The transcript is spliced from 5 exons. The record is from RefSeq and is a predicted model, not a curated record.
UCUCAGACUGCAGCACACACGCCUGCUGCGUCUCCUCUUCGGGAACCUAGCCGUCGGUUGCCUUCUUCCCUUGCAGGCCUCUCCAGACGGCAAAGGCGACCAGAGAGUCCUUGCGCUUCUCCUUGGGGCACCAUGCCUAACGAUGAAGCGUUCAGCAAGCCUUCGGCACCGUCGGAGGCUCCGCACGCCCCCGGGGCACCGCCGCAGGGAAAGCCUGGGGGCUUCGGCAAAGCAGCUGGGUCGCUGCUGGGGGGAGCCGGAGGCUCGGGUGCCGGGGGCAGCGGCGGAGGCUCUGGCUCCGGGGCGUCGGGCCUGGGUGCUGCGAGCAAGAAGUCCCCUCGGCUGCCCAAGUGUGCGCGCUGCAGGAACCACGGCUAUGCUUCGCCUCUCAAGGGCCACAAGCGCUUCUGCAUGUGGCGUGACUGCCAGUGCAAGAAGUGCAACCUGAUCGCCGAGAGACAGCGCGUGAUGGCCGCGCAGGUGGCUCUGAGAAGGCAGCAGGCCCAGGAGGAGGAGCUGGGCAUCAGCCACCCUAUCCCGCUGCCCAGUGCAGCUGAGCUACUUGUGAAGAGAGAGAACAAUGGCAGCAACCCGUGCCUGCUGACUGAGGGCAGCAGCCCCUCGCAGCCACCACCGGCCAGUACUCCCACCACUGGUGCUUCAGAGGGACGUAUGGUCAUCCAGGAUAUUCCUUCUGUCACCAGCAGAGGGCAUGUGGAGAACGCACCUGACCUGGUUUCUGACUCCACCUACUACAGCAGCUUUUACCAGCCCUCUCUGUUUCCUUACUACAACAAUCUGUACAACUAUCCGCAGUACUCCAUGGCCUUGGCUGCUGAUUCCUCUCCUGGGGAUGUGGGAAGUCCCCUUGGAGGGUCCCCUGUGAAGAACAGCCUUCGGAGCCUCCCGUCACCUUAUGUGCCUAGUCAGGCAGGAAACCAGUGGCAGAUGAAGAACUCUGAGAACCGCCAUGCGAUGAGUUCCCAGUACAGGAUGCAUUCUUACUAUCCGCCUCCCUCUUACCUGGGCCAGAGCAUGUCCCAGAUCUUCACUUUCGAGGAUGGCCCGUCUUAUUCGGAAGCCAAAGCGAGCGUAUUCUCGCCUCCCAGCAGUCAAGAUUCUGGCUUGGUUUCCCUCUCCAGCAGCUCUCCCAUUAGUAACGAGAGCACAAAGGGAGUGCUUGAAUGUGAGUCUGCGUCGGAGCCCAGCAGCUUCGCGGUCAAUCCCGUCAUCGAGGAGGACGAGUGA